AUGGUACCGGACACUGCCUUCAGAGGCUUGAGACAUCACCCUGAGAGUCUCCUGAUCUACACUGCUAUGACAGGACUCCUCCCAGCAAUUGUGCUGUGUGGGCGCUACUUCUACAGCAGACGUGUCAUCCAUGGUUACCUGGAAUGCGCCAUGAGCAGAGACAUGGGUGACAUUGAAGGGUUUUACACGAAAUCACCAGACUCCUGUCUGUGGGUAGCAGUGCUGGAAGGCAAAGUGGUGGGUGUCGUAGCAGCAGUCGGCCAGCAGAAGUCAGGAGGUGCUGUCGAGCUGCAGCGGAUGUCUGUUGACCGGAGCUGUCGGCGGUGCGGGGUAGGGGUUGCACUGGGACGGAAAGUCCUGGAGUUUGCUGCCGCUCACAGAUAUUCUUCGAUUGUGCUGGGAACCACGGCGUACACAACGGCUGCCCACCAGCUCUACCAGCGUCUGGGUUUCCGCUGUGUGGGGGUCACCAAUGGGUACGUCACACAGGACGCAAGAUGGUCCUUACUGCAAAGAAUAUUCUAUAGAGUCCACCAUCACCACUACAGGCUGGAUGUGCCAAAUAGCAAGAUCAUUUCAAAUGGACAACACUGAUCUUUCUGACAGUGACAAACAACAGCCUUGCCAACUGUUCAAAUGCUUAUAGUCUGCAGCUGUGUGGCUGCGUCCCAGUUCAGGGGCCGCAUCCUUCGAAGGUUGCACAUGAAGACUGCCUACGUCACAGCAGCACAACUAGGUUGUUCCAUUUGAAGGGCUUCAAAUGUGGCCUUCUCUUUCUGGGCAACGAAGGCUCAGACGGGUUAGUCUUUCGUGGCCCGAUGUAUCCCAAGAUUCAUUGCACGCCGGUUAUGAAAAUAAUCUGGCAACAAAGAACACCAACAGAG
Molecule: messenger RNA, 884 nt
Organism: Seriola aureovittata
Lineage: Eukaryota; Metazoa; Chordata; Actinopteri; Carangiformes; Carangidae
Product: N-acetylaspartate synthetase-like
Exons: 3
Coding region: 1-594 (197 amino acids)
Cellular component (GO): mitochondrial membrane
Molecular function (GO): L-aspartate N-acetyltransferase activity
Source: RefSeq, a predicted model, not a curated record